CACGUACACGCCGCCAUUGAAGGAGCCGCGAUCAGUAGGAAAGGGUCAGAGAGGCAUUUCGACAGGCAGCGGCUGAAUGUUUGUCAUGUCUUUAACUUGAACUUUACCUUUAGAUACAAUUUUUAACACUUGACACGUAUUCUUAUCUUAUUCCCGUGGACGUUUUUGGUUGACAGCUGUGUAUCGUCACUACUAAGGGACGUGUUUUUACCAGAUUCUAGAAGUAACGGGCAGUCUAGAGGCUGUAGCAUGCUAGCUAAUGUUAGCUAGCGACCUGGCUAGUUGCACACGAGCUGAGCGUUGCUCGGUGGUGGGGUGUUUUGCCUAUAGUGCCGUUUGAUGGAUCCGAGAAUUGCCUGGUUUCAACCAGAACAACGUGGACCUGCUAACAACCUGUGGAUGCAGAUUUGGGAGACGACACAAGGGCUCGGGUUCCUGAAUGUAAAUAACGGCUACACCACUGGACCUCAAGUCACAUCGAGCUUGAAAGCAACCUUCAACUGGGCGUCGGGAGCCGUCUUCACCAGCAGAAACGGGGUACUUGACUCAGACACCGGUAGCGGUGAAGCCAGGACUCAGGGGAUGUCGACCUCAAUUGGGGACGGAGAAAUAACGGAACAGCGGGACUUUAUACCACUGGAAACCAAUAGCAACCACAACAACCGAGCCUCUGGCAGGGGCGGUGUCGGGGGAGGGGGACAGCAGCAGAGCAGUGGGGUCGCUGUACUUUGGAGGGGCCUGACAGACGGACACCCCAACAAAAGGAAAAGAGACAAUAAAGCUAGCACUUUCGGAUUCAAUUCCAGCCUCUUGAACAGCAGUAGCGGCUCCAACACGGGAAUCCGUGGCGGAUACACGGGCACGCCAUGGAAAGUGAGGAACUACUCGGAAGGGAUUUCAGGACUACAUGAAGAGAUUAAUGACUUCUAUGACUACAUCUCCCCACGGCCAGAGGAAGAGAAGAUGAGACUGGAGGUGGUGGACAGGAUCAAGGGAGUCAUCCAUGACCUGUGGCCCAGUGCUGAGGUUCAAGUCUUUGGGAGCUUCAGCACCGGCCUUUAUCUGCCAACAAGUGACAUUGACUUGGUAGUAUUUGGGAAGUGGGAGACGCUCCCUCUCUGGACACUGGAAGAGGCCCUCCGGAGGAGAAAUGUUGCAGAUGAGAACUCCAUCAAAGUUUUGGACAAGGCCACGGUUCCCAUCAUCAAACUGACUGAGUCAGUCACUGAGGUCAAAGUGGAUAUCAGCUUCAAUGUGAAGAGUGGUGUUAAAGCUGCUCAGCUUAUUAAGGAAUUUAAAGAGAAAUACCCUGUGCUGCCUUACCUGGUGCUGGUGCUGAAGCAGUUCCUACUGCAGAGGGACCUCAAUGAGGUUUUUACUGGUGGAAUCGGCUCUUACAGUCUCUUCCUCAUGGCUGUCAGCUUCCUGCAGCUCCACUACAGGGAGGACGUGUGUAGUCCCAACAUCAACAUCGGCGUUCUGCUCAUUGAAUUUUUUGAGCUCUAUGGUCGACAUUUCAACUACCUGAAGACGGGCAUCCGGAUAAAAGAUGGAGGUUGCUACGUUGCCAAAGACGAGGUUCAGAAGAACAUGAUGGAUGGCUACAGGCCCUCCAUGCUCUACAUUGAGGACCCUCUGCAGCCAGACAAUGAUGUCGGCCGGAGUUCAUAUGGUGCCAUGCAGGUGAAGCAGGCAUUUGACUACGCCUAUGUGGUGCUCAACCACGCUGUGUCACCCAUUGCCAAGUACUAUCCCAAUAAUGAGACUGAGAGUAUACUUGGCAGAAUAAUCCGAGUGACACAGGAAGUGGAUGAAUACAGGGAAUGGAUCCGCAAGACCUGGGGGAGCCCAUCUCAGAAUGAUCUGACACUCAACAGAAACGAUGUCAUGCUGUUAGAGUCCCAGCAACUCGAUGAGUGCAACAACAACAUUCCAGAUGAUGACAACAUUGUUGUAGUUCUUCCGUCGACUCCCCACAGUAAAUCCUCCUCAAACUCCUCCUCUCCAUCCCCUUCACUGCACUCUUCUCCCUCCUCUUCUCCGCUGUCGCCUUCUCCCACAUCCUCCACCGCCAGCUCCAGCGAUGCGGACUCUGAUGGCACGCCAUGUAAGACAGCCAAGCAGCAGUCUGGCCGUGGCUCGAGCGCCCACAGAGAAAAGUCAGCUGGCGUCACUAAUCACCGAACACAGAGCCACAGUACCAGCACUCCAUCUGGAAGCAGCAAGGGAGAAAAAGCCAGGAUGCCACGGUCCCACCAUAAGACUGGCCACGACGGGCAGCAGAGCUCCUCCAGCACCAAAAGUCAUCCGAGCAGCAAACCACACCAGGGCAACAGCAAGAAGAGGAAAAAUGUGUGAGAUGCUACACAUGAGGACCUCUGCAGAUAGGGGUGAUCUUCCCCCAUCCUUGUCUACAGCUGACUCUCAUGUCCCACUUCUGCCCCCAGCUUUGGGUGGUAGUUAGUGGUAUUGAAACAUCUACAGCAUCUGUCUCAGUAUCUGUCUAUCAGAAUAAAAAAGACCAAAAAAAAGGAAUUGUUAUAAGAAAUGGAGUUUAAUUUCUUGGACCUAGGCUGAAUUCUAAAUGCUCAUUUGCUUCCCAACAGCUUCUUUUAUGGAGCAGUUUUCCUUCCCACAGCCAGCACCUAGACAACAUGCCUCUAACGCCUCCUGCUGUACAGGAAUAGACAGUUCUGGAAUCUACUCUGGAGCAAUACCUGGAGCUGCUGGCUGGAGAACAGGAUAAAAAAAAUUUUAUUUAAAAAAGUAUUGUAUGUAUGGCUUAAAGUGUACUAAAGAUGUUAUGUUGAACAACAAACAAAUUAUAUAUACACUGUUUUUUUUUAAAUGGUUACUUACAAAUGCAAUCAGUAAGAGUGGGACAUAACUUUUGUGCAUGAGAUCUUUUUUUGUUGGUUGAUUUCUCUGUUUAUUCUGCUUUGUUAUGUCUAAACAAGUUAUAAAAGAUUUUUACAAAAAUGCAUCAGAAAAAAAAACUUAAAAAUACAUGUAAAAGAGACCGUUUCAUAUUACCUUUUUACAGGACUGAAGACAUGUAGACAUGCACAUCUUGCGCCCACAGCUUUUUGGCCAAAGCCAAGAGCUGGUUUGGGUCCCUUUGCCAACAUAAAUCAUCAGCAUCUACUACUUUCUAUGUGAUUGUGCUACAUAUUACAAUUCAGCCUUCAGUGAGCUAAUGCUCACUUUCAGCCCUAUAGAUGACUGAGUGGAGACUGAUCUUUCACUUAGCUCAACAACACAUUCACACCAGUGAAGGGGCUUUAUACCAGGUUUAAUUAAUAAGAGGUGAUAAUGGUUUUAUUGAAAAAUCCUACACUUGAAAAAAUGUUAACAAUACCACUGUGGGUGAUGAUUUGUUCCUUUGCUAAUUUGCCUACUAAAAUUAUUUGUAUUGGUUAAAUGUGUUUAUUUUUUUAUUCAUUAUAUGGUCAUAGUAUGAAUGAGUGUAUUAAGAUUAGAUCCCAUAUGUUUGAGUCCUAUAUUUUAAAUAGGAUAAGUUGUGGGGAGGUGGGGUGGGAACAGAUGCACUCUGGCACAAUAGAAUACCACCGUUAUUUAAUUGGGUUGCUUUUUUUAGUGACAGUUGAGUGACCAAGUUACUUUGAAUAGUUUUGAGAAACCAUUUUACAAGUCAUACGGUAAUAAUUUUGUUUUAAUGUGUGGCCGGUCUACUUUAAAGGCAGCAGAUUAUUUUUACUAUAUAAACUAUCUUAGCAAAAAAGACUUGAAUAUGUCAGUCCCUCUUUCAUUGCAGUACAACAACUAACCUGUAGAUGGAGUCAAUGCUCCAAGUCUUAAUCCACACAGAGUUUGGGCUUGUAUACUGCAUUUGGACGGUCUGUUUCGUUGCCCCCCCCCCCCUGCUGUGAUCAUAUGGUAUUAUCUUAACUGAACGGGCAGCUGGAGGGAGUAAUACACCAAAGCACAGUGAAAUUCCUCUCAUUUUCUCUCGCCCAGAUGGCCUAUGACAAAAAUCACCCACAAUAAAACAAGUAGCCAGCAAUAACUACCACACUGCAUUAUAUAUCACUACUCUGCAGUGACUGCAGCAGCGACAGCAUGUCAAGCUCACCCCGGAGUUGGAUUCAUUUCCCAUUUUAAGGCAGUGAAGCACAUUUGACAAAUCCGUGCACAAUUGGUGUUGCAAUGUUAAAAAGUACGGUUCCACCCCUUCCUCUCAGCAGUGCAGUUGCGGUUUUAAUGCAGUAUAUAAGCGCUGGUCUUGUGGUAUAAGGACAAAGGUGAACAACAUUAUCUGUGCCAUCUGAGUGUCCACCUCUCUUUACUGCAGGAUGCUUCAAUCCCAACUGUAUUCAUCUGAAACGUUUCUCUGCAGCUACAAUUCAUGCAAUAAAACCAUACAAUUAAACUCCA
Messenger RNA from Monopterus albus (swamp eel), 4395 nucleotides. It is a transcript of the gene tent4b, whose product is annotated as terminal nucleotidyltransferase 4B. The transcript has 13 exons. The record is from RefSeq and is a predicted model, not a curated record. Gene Ontology annotation, biological process: RNA 3'-end processing; polyadenylation-dependent ncRNA catabolic process. Gene Ontology annotation, molecular function: mRNA binding; poly(A) RNA polymerase activity. Gene Ontology annotation, cellular component: nucleolus; TRAMP complex. Bases 340 to 2358 code for a protein of 672 amino acids. NCBI's taxonomy places the organism in Eukaryota, Metazoa, Chordata, Actinopteri, Synbranchiformes, Synbranchidae.